AUGGCGACGACUUUGCAGCUAAUUAUGCUGGCUCUAGUGGGAGGAACCCUUGGUCAAGCCAAUAACACGGACCACAAGCAAGUCCUGACCUCCAUUGUAAAACAGCUUGAGGGCGGCCUUGAACUGCAUCUAAGGACGUCCGAAGACGGAGGCAAUGACCUUGUUCAGUUUUUGAUGCAAGAAAAGAGCUCCAUCAUAAUCAGUGCAAAACAGGAGGAAGUACCGUCAAGAGCAAAAAUAAUGAGACAUCAUUUUUUCAUUUUUGAUGGCGUACAUCAAAUGCAGGAAAUCCGGACUAGUUUGUUUAACACAGAUGGCUUCUACAUAUUGGCUUUAGAAAAUAACACAAUUGAGGACGAUGUACUAUUAAUGGAGUUCGCGGCCGAUGUUUGGCUUCAGCAUGGACAUAGCCGGAUUUACUACGUCCAAUUAAGCAAGAAAAGUGUACUCCUCUUUAAUCCCUUUUUACAGAGGUUAGUGGUGGUUCAAGAUUCCAAAACGUAUUCAAGAAUCUACAAGGAUCUGGAGGGUUACCAUUUGAGAAUAUACAUUUUCGAUUCAGUUUAUUCAAGUGUAAUUGGAGACGGCGAAAACAAAGUCCUAAGUGUAACAGGAGCGGAUGCUAAAUUGGCCAAAACCGUUGCGAGGCAACUGAACUUCACAGCUGAUUUUGUUUGGCCGGAUGAUGAAUUUUUUGGCGGUCGGCUGGCAAAUGGAGAAUAUAGUGGCGGCGUCGGUCGCGCUCACCGCGGAGAGGUGGACAUCAUCUUUGCCGGAUUCUUUAUUAAGGACUAUCUUACUACUCACAUCCAGUUCAGUGCGGCCGUUUACAUGGAUGAGCUCUGCUUGUACGUGAAAAAAGCGCAGAGAAUUCCGCAAUCCAUUUUGCCUCUUUUCGCUGUUCACAUGGACGUGUGGUUAUGCUUUCUGCUAGUGGGUCUGCUAGGAGCCCUAGUCUGGCUUAUUCUGAGAGCCGUAAAUCUAAUUCUUGGUAUAGAAGGGGUACCGGAUGGUUCACGGGCUACGCGGAUUAGUUACUUCGGAGCAGCGCGACGCAUUUUCGUCGACACAUGGGUCAUUUGGGUGCGGGUGAAUGUGGGUCGUUUCCCCCCCUUUCACUCGGAACGCAUCUUUGUGGCUUCUCUGUGUCUGGUGAGCGUGAUUUUUGGAGCCUUGCUUGAGUCCAGUCUGGCAACAGUUUACAUAAGACCUCUUUACUACCGAGAUGUAAAUACCUUGAGGGAAUUGGAUGAGUCUGGCCAGCCAAUUUAUAUAAAACAUCCUGCCUUUAAGGAUGAUCUCUUCUAUGGUCACAACUCAGAGGUCUAUCGUCGAUUGGAUGCCAAGAUGAUGCUGGUGGCCGAGGGCGAGGAGCGACUUAUUGAGAUGGUGUCGAAGAGAGGAGGAUUCGCCGGCGUCACCCGAUCCGCCAGUUUGCAGUUGAGUGACAUUCGAUACGUGAUGACUAAGAAAGUGCACAAAAUCCCCGAGUGUCCCAAGAACUAUCACAUUGCCUAUGUGCUGCCGCGUCCCUCGCCUUAUUUAGAGGAGGUGAAUCGGAUCGUACUGCGCCUCGUGGCGGGGGGAAUCGUCGGCUUGUGGACAGGGGAGGCGAAGGAGCGCGCCAAAUGGAGCAUCCAACGGUUCCCCGAAUACUUGGCCGAACUAGACGUAGGACGGUGGAAGGUGCUCACUUUGUCCGACGUCCAGCUCGCCUUUUACGCCCUCACUAUUGGAUGUCUACUUUCAGCUAUUGUUUGCAUGGCGGAGAUUUUGUUGGGCCGUCAACGAAGACUGCAUAGUCCCAAGUAA
Drosophila melanogaster (fruit fly) is the source of this 1812-nucleotide messenger RNA. It is a transcript of the gene Ir100a, whose product is annotated as ionotropic receptor 100a. NCBI's taxonomy places the organism in Eukaryota, Metazoa, Arthropoda, Insecta, Diptera, Drosophilidae. The transcript has a single exon. Gene Ontology annotation, cellular component: plasma membrane. Gene Ontology annotation, biological process: monoatomic ion transmembrane transport; detection of chemical stimulus involved in sensory perception. The coding region runs from base 1 to 1812 and encodes 603 amino acids. The record is from RefSeq and is marked reviewed.